UGUUCUCGAUGGACAGCGGCACUUCCACGGUCUCGUGGAUUCCAUCCUCUACAACCUCCAAACCAACUUCUCUUGUCAAAUCUCCGUCUAUCCCCAUGCUUCUCCUUUCUGAGAUGCCCCUCGUCCCCCAAGUCUAGCCUGCCUAGGCGUGUCUGCUUUUACUAGGCAGAGCUGGACGGUCGGCAAGAAGCACGACUGGCAAGCCGGGCUGAAGGGAGGGGGGCGGGGGCGCGAGAGCGUUGGCAGAGAUCUCGCGAGGUUUCCGGACACUCCCCGAACGGGCGGGAGAAAGAGCCUGAGGCAGCGGCGGGUGCGUGAUGCGGUCCGAGAAGGAGGCAGCCAGCGGGGCCGGGGGCUCUGGCGUCGGCGGGGCCGGGCGGGGAUCGGGCGGCAAGGAGAAGCCGCCAUUGCCGCCACCACCACCACCUCCGCCUCCACCCCUGCCACCGCCACCGGCAUCUUCCCGCGGAGGGACAGCGAUGGAGAUCCAGUUCCGCCGCGAGUCGCCCCGACGCGAAGUGGAAACGCCGCCGACCGCCGUCUCGGCCUCGGGCUGCGGGGGUGGUGGAAGCAGCGGCGGCGGCGGCGGGGGAGGCAGUGGCGGCGGAGGAAGCGGCAGCAAGCCGCGGGAGGAGAAGAAAACGGUUCUGAGCAAGGUAGUUAUUCGUCGACUUCCUCCCAGUCUAACCAAGGAGCAGCUAGAGGAACAGUUACAUCCACUUCCUGCUCAUGAUUACUUUGAAUUUUGUACAGCUGAUCCCAGUCUUUAUCCUCAUCUUUACUCAAGAGCAUACAUUAAUUUUCGAAAUCCUGAUGACAUCCUUCUUUUUAGAGACCGUUUUGAUGGCUAUGUCUUCAUUGAUAGUAAAGGUCUGGAAUAUCCUGCUGUAGUAGAAUUUGCUCCAUAAAAGAUUUCCAAAAAGAAAUUAAAGAAAAAAGAUGCCAAAGCAGGGAGCAUUGAAGAAGAUCCAGAAUAUAGGAAGUUUCUAGAAACCUAUUGUGUUGAGGAGGAGAAAAUAAGUGCCAAUCCUGAAACUCUUUUGGGAGAGAUUGAGGCAAAGACACGGGAACUCAUUGCUAGAAGAACAACACCUCUUUUGGAAUAUAUUAAAAAUAGAAAAUUAGAAAAGCAGAGAAUUCGAGAAGAAAAAAGGGAAGAACGAAGGAGGAGGGAAUUAGAAAAGAAACGCUUGAGAGAAGAAGAGAAAAGAAAACGCAGAGAAGAGGAAAGACGUAAGAGAAAAGAAGCUGAAAAACAAAAGAAAAUUGCUGAGAAAGAGAUAAGAAUCAAGCUUCUUAAAAAACCUGAAAAGGGAGAAGAACCAGCAGUGGAGAAGCAAAAAGAAAAAGGAGAGGAAGCUGAUAUUGAAGAAGGAAAAUGGGAAAAAUCUUCUAGCUCUGGAAGCAUAAAAUCCAAAUCCUUGGAAAGUUCACUGAAGGAACUCAAGGAAAAGUCACAAAAUGACAGUGAUAAAGAACAAAGGGAUAUGGAUAGAAGAUUUCGAGAAAAAGAACCCGAAAGACCAAGGUAUCGCUUGGACGAUGGCAGAAAACAUAGAACUCACUAUGAGUUUGACAAGUUUUUGAGAAGGAACGAAGAAGAGCUGAAAUGGGGCAAAGGAUACAACCAAGACAGAGGGAAGAAAGGGAACCACAGCUACAGCUUCACUGUGGAGGCAGUAGACAAACUGGGUAAAGAGGACAAGUGUGAUGACAUGGCAUCCAAAAAGGAGCGCAUAAGAAAUAAGGAUCGUCCAGCCAUGCAGUUAUACCAACCAGGAGCUCGCAUUCGAACACGUACGGGCUCUACAAGUAAAACUCCUGACUGCACUACAAAGUCCUCUGAAGAAGCUUGUGAUAGAAAAAGUGAGGCAGAGAAUCCAGCAGGAGCUGCUUCUGAGAAGCCUGAAGAGGCAGAGUAAACUACCAUGUGAGGCAGCUUUGUCACGGUGAUGAACAAAUUUCAUUCUUAUGUAGUUAGAAAAGGGCACUAGAAGUGAUUCCAGUGAAAUAAGCCAAAACCCAUAAAAAAGGCAUCUAGUAAUCAUCCUCUAUGACAAAGAUGUACUUUUUGUCCAGUUCUGGACUGGUGUUUUCUUAAGUUUACUCUGCUAGUGUGAACUAGUAUUUAUUUAGCUAAAAGAGAGAAAAUUAUCUCCUUCAGAAAAUAUUAUGUCAAGAAGAAUGAAGAAAAUUAGUGUUGCAUCAGUUUGAAAUCUGAGGCACUUUAAAUAUGUUCUGUGAAUAACAAUAACUUCAUUGUUUGCACAUUUGUGACAACAUGACAUGUUGAUACCAGUACCUCAUUGUGUUUGUGUUAGUUUUCUAAAUUCUCUAGUUUCGGGUAAGUGUGACACAAAGUUUCCAGUUCUUGUAUUGUUGUGGAAUCUGUAAUUCAGCCACUUUUGCCUUUUAUGUUGUAAAUAUUUCCUAAGUUUUGACAUUUACAUUUUAAAACAAAUCAAUCUAACAUAAAUCUCAGCACUUCAGCAGUAUGAUACCUGAUUUUAUUUAUUUUAUGUUUGGGGCACUUACUUAAAGAGAUGAUUUGAUAAAAAACUUAUGAACACAUAUGUUCGUGCUUUACAUAUACUUUGGUUGUAGGAUCUACCCAAAGUUAUAAAAUUUGGGGGAAGGGAAAGGUAGGAAUUAGAUGUGGCUGCUCUAUUAAUUCAUUUUGCAGUUUUUAGAUAUUUUUAAUGCACUGUGUCUUUUUUCAAUUGUCUGAAACUAUGAACUACAGUAUUUUGUCCUUUUAGCUAAAUCUAAAAAUGUUAGUUUAUCUUUAGCACUGUGCAUUGAAUGUUUUAUUAAAUAUGACAUUUUAGUGUUAUA
This is a messenger RNA of Dromiciops gliroides (monito del monte), 2835 nucleotides long. RefSeq names its product UPF3A regulator of nonsense mediated mRNA decay (gene UPF3A). Gene Ontology annotation, molecular function: telomeric repeat DNA binding. Gene Ontology annotation, cellular component: nucleolus; cytoplasm. Lineage: Eukaryota; Metazoa; Chordata; Mammalia; Microbiotheria; Microbiotheriidae. The record is from RefSeq and is a predicted model, not a curated record. Gene Ontology annotation, biological process: nuclear-transcribed mRNA catabolic process, nonsense-mediated decay; positive regulation of translation.